Molecule: messenger RNA, 942 nt
Organism: Alosa sapidissima (American shad)
Lineage: Eukaryota; Metazoa; Chordata; Actinopteri; Clupeiformes; Clupeidae
Product: olfactory receptor 145-like
Exons: 1
Coding region: 1-942 (313 amino acids)
Biological process (GO): G protein-coupled receptor signaling pathway
Cellular component (GO): membrane
Molecular function (GO): olfactory receptor activity; G protein-coupled receptor activity
Source: RefSeq, a predicted model, not a curated record
AUGAAUGAGUCUUUCACACUGAUUUAUGCAGCUUACCAGGACAUGGGCUCAGUCAAAUAUGUACUUUUCACAGCUAUUUUUUUGGUAUACCUUGUCUCCCUGAUAGUCAACAUUUCUGUUUUGCUUUUGAUUUACUUGGACAUUUCUCUCCAUAAGCCAAUGUACAUAUUUUUAUUUAGUUUAAUUGCAAAUGGGUUGAUUGGAAGUACAGCUGUUUGGCCAAAGGUGAUGGCCAUGCUCUUAACAGAUGUAAAUACAGGAUCAUACAAAGGCUGUCUCAUUCAGAUUUUCCUAAUUGGAGCCUAUGGAGUAUGUAAUUAUGCAAUACUAACAGUGAUGGCUUAUGACAGAUUUGUCUCUAUAUUUCAGCCUUUGCAAUACCAUACCAUCAUGACCCCACAGAAAGUGAAACAAUUGUCAUUUGCUGCUAACUUUGUGCCCACAGCUUUUUUACUUGUUCAGAUAUGUCUGACAACUCAGAUUUCCCUGUGCCAUGAUACGAUUCAUAAGGUUUUCUGUGAUAACCUGUCUGUUUUAAGUUUAUCAUGCACCAACAGCAUUCUCAAUCAUGUAAGCAAUGUGUAUGGAAUAUUUCUCCUCAUUGCUUUUGCUGUUCUCCCUGUAUGUGUCAUAUUUCUCUCAUAUUUCAAAAUUGUGUUGUUAACACGCAAGGCUUCAACAAAUGCAAGGAAAAAAGCCCUUGAAACGUGCACUCCACAUUUAGUUAUUUUUAUCAAUUUCUCUGUGGCCUUUUUUUUUGCUAUUAUAUAUAAUCGUGUUAGUGACUAUUUACCAAAUGAGCUUAAUGCAUUUGUGUCCAUGAAUUACGCACUUUUCCCCUCACUUAUGCACCCGGUUAUAUAUGGUUUAAAAAACAAGGAAAUUCAACACUGCCUCUCCAAAAUGUGGACAAAGGCCAUGUUUGCAGUAUCUCAAAGAUAG